Candidula unifasciata is the source of this 690-nucleotide messenger RNA. The record is from the annotation of a GenBank genome assembly. NCBI's taxonomy places the organism in Eukaryota, Metazoa, Mollusca, Gastropoda, Stylommatophora, Geomitridae.
AUGCUGCUGACAGUCACCUGGGUUCUGUGUGUGACACUUUUGAAGACGUCAUGGGCGUUUCCUUCAGGGGCACACAGCAAUACUUCUAAUCCCAUGGAGGCUUUUUCUUCAUACUGCACUUCUGGAAAUUUCCGACCAAGCCACGGAAACAUUUUAGCCCAGUCCAGUCCGGCACCUUACAACAUCACGGUGACUUCCCCUGCCGGAAAUAUCUACAAACCUGGGCAGAUAGUUACAAUCACCAUCGAAGGCACCAAGACGCCAAACCGGAAGUCGUUCAAGGGAUUCUUCUUACAAGGAGAUUCAACUCAAGCUUCUUUUGCUGGUGACAUUACGUGUGGAGAUAAAGGCAAAAAGGCCACCUUCUGCGGCAAGUCAGGGGCCACCCAUGUCAGCGCUGUUGUCAAGGAUUCGAUAGUGUGCCAGUGGACCCCGCCAGACUUCCAGCUGGGUCGGGUCCAGUUUGUGGCCACCAUAGUUGCAAACUUUUCCACUUUCUGGACCGGAGUGAAAAGUUCAAGUACCCUGUUGGAGGAUCCAACCACAAUGACCUACGAGGAAAAGUCUAAACAAGUGCGGGAACAAAUGAUGCGCCAGUUUCAGCAAGGAGCCUCAGGUUUGGGAAGCCCCGCAGGGCAAUCGCCAAGGGCAGCCAACCCUUUUGCCCAGAUGUUCGCUAUGGGAAAAUAA